UUCGGAUUUAAAGGCUACAGAUGUGUUGAAUUAUUACUUUGACAAGUGUGCUUUGGUCGAUGUAACCUUUUCUUUAUUUGGUUCAUUUUCCAUACUUUUCAACAAAGCAGAAGGUUAUUGCGGCUAGCAAUAAAAAAAAGGCGUCCAAUAAGUGAACAAGAUAAAUCAGAAAUAGCAAGAAACCAGGAUGUUUGACGUAUUUGGCUCGGUGAAGAGCUUUAUAGAGCUCGAUAAGAUUGACACUGACAACAUUGUAUUCAAGUUGCACUACAAAGCAACAUUUGUCAUUCUAUUGGCCUUUUCGAUACUGGUCACCUCGAAACAGUACUUCGGUGACCCCAUCGACUGCAUAGUCGAUGAAAUUCCAUCGGACGUCAUGGACACGUACUGCUGGAUCCACUCCACCUUCACGGUGAGACAUCUCCAUGGAAUCCCCGGCAGGAAUGUGGUCUCCGAAGGUGUAGGACCAGCUGAAAUUGACUCCCAAGCCGAUUACCACAAGUACUACCAGUGGGUGUGCUUCGUUCUCUUUUUCCAAGCCAUCCUAUUCUAUGUCCCGCGUUACUUGUGGCAGAUGAUGGAGGGUGGCAAACUCAAGAUGCUCGUGCUCGACAUGAACUUACCGGACAUGAACUUACCGGACAUGACCGACAACGCCAAGGCCAGCAACAGAAAGAUCCUCGUCGACUAUUUCAUUACGAACCUCAAUAACCAUAACUUUUACGCGUUUCGCUUCUUCUUAUGCGAACUUCUGAACUUUAUCAAUGUUUUCCUGCAGAUGCACGUGGUCGACCGUUUUCUGGAUGGUGGGUUCAAAGCGUAUGGCUCGGUAGCCCUAGAUAAUUGGGACGUUAAGGACGAAGUGUUCCCAAAACUGACCAAGUGCACUUUCCACAAAUACGGCCCCAGCGGUAGUGGAGAAACUUUCGACGGUCUCUGCGUACUCCCGCUGAACAUCGUCAACGAGAAGAUCUAUGUGUUCCUUUGGUUCUGGUUCUGGUUCUUGGUUGUCGUAAAUGGCUUGAAUUUGAUGUAUCGCGUGUGCAUGAUUGUCGUGAUUCAAUUUCGCGUACUCCUCCUGCGAGCGCGUUCAAGGCUCAACAAUAGAAAGGAAAUCGAGAAGAUCAACUGUAAAUGUCAGAUCGGCGACUGGUUCAUGCUUUACCAACUCGGCAGAAACAUUGAUCCGCUUAUCUACAAGCAGGUGAUUACUGAUUUAGCGGUCAGGCUUUAUGUUACGGAAAGAGUCUAGAAUAUAUAACUAGAGUG
This is a messenger RNA of Copidosoma floridanum, 1269 nucleotides long. Its product is annotated as innexin inx2. Gene Ontology annotation, cellular component: plasma membrane; gap junction. NCBI's taxonomy places the organism in Eukaryota, Metazoa, Arthropoda, Insecta, Hymenoptera, Encyrtidae. Gene Ontology annotation, molecular function: gap junction channel activity. Gene Ontology annotation, biological process: phototransduction. The record is from RefSeq and is a predicted model, not a curated record.